AAAUAUGCGUUGAAUAACUUAUAAGUGUAUGCUGUUGUUUUACUGUAUGUGAGAGUACUCUCAUAUAAACUAUAAAUUAUUUCAUUUCAAGAACAAUCUUUACGGCUCAGUUUGUAUCAGGUAGCCUACGCGCACACGGUGCUUGUACUGUAUAAUGCCCAGAACACAGUUUCCAGAGAAUAUUUCUAAGACUUUUUAUUUACUUUUUAGUUGUUAUUGUUUUUUUUCCCCAGAAAAACAAAACAAAACAAUUAUUCAGUAUUGUAGGAUUGUUGAGCAACUUUCAAGACUAACAGUUGUAGUUGCUUAUCAGCUUUUAGGACUAAUAGCUUACCCCGAGUGUCUAAUGUACUAAUUACUCUCGCAGAUGAUGGAUGACGUAGUCCUGCGCGUGCGUCUGGUCCUAUUGCUGUUCGCGUUGGUGCACGCGCUUUCAACGCAGGACCAAAGCUUGCGUCACGUGGACCCGUUGACGCUGAGCCGCGCGGACCCGCGCUGUUGGGAACGCGCUUCUGUACUGCUUCUGGAGAUGCGCACGCCGAGAAUCGCGCACACGGUGCCUGACUUCUGGGAUCUCAUGGUGUUUCUGAAGUCCUCGGAGAACCGGAAGCACGGCGCUCUGUUCUGGGACCUGGCACAAGUCUUCUGGGACCUCUACGUGGACUGCAUCCAGUCCAGAAACCAUGGGCUCGGGAGGCGGCACAUCAUGCGGACAAAAAGGCGUCUCACGGUCGCGCGCUCUCUCUCCGCGGACAAGGCUUUUGUGCAAGAGUUGCAGAACCAUUUUUCGAAGUUAGAGGAGUUUACUCGUGCCUGGUUUCAAAUUCAAGUGCAGAAGGAUGGACCACGCAGCGUGCACAGUGAUGCUUAUCCAAAACCCCAGCCUUCAAAGAAAAUUUCACAUUUUUAAUCAUCAAGAAAAAAUGAAGAUAAAAUAUUUUUACCUAUGGCAACUUUUUUUUGUUUUAAUAAAA
Ictalurus punctatus (channel catfish) is the source of this 974-nucleotide messenger RNA. It is a transcript of the gene fam237a, whose product is annotated as family with sequence similarity 237 member A. NCBI's taxonomy places the organism in Eukaryota, Metazoa, Chordata, Actinopteri, Siluriformes, Ictaluridae. The coding region runs from base 368 to 910 and encodes 180 amino acids. The record is from RefSeq and is a predicted model, not a curated record. The transcript is spliced from 2 exons.